AUGAACCAGACGGUGGAGGUUCUUGCAGACGCGAAGAAAGCAGCGGAUCGUGCAAACAUUAAGGGCAUUCUUAAGGGUUCAUGUGAGAUAUCCAGAUGUGUAGAUUGUUUUAAGCAGUUGGAGAGUUGUCCUUUCAACAUACAACUUAUCGAUACUCAUAACAUCUUCAAGAAGCUUGAAUAUCUGAGUAAGCACAAGAGACGAAAGAUAUGUUCUGCGGCUUCUCGAGUUAUCGACGUCUGGAAGAAGAGGAUACUCACGAAAGAUUCUUGUCCUGCUCCAAGAAACUCAUGUUCAACGCAUCGUCAUAUCAUUCGGAUCAAGCUGCUGCCGAAAGUUCCUGCCGAACCCUCCUCUAAGACUGUCUCAAAGUUGUCAUCCGGAGCUCCUCCUCAACGCUCAUCUCUGAAGACAGAACACUCUGAUGAUUCUUCAACCAAAGGGACUACCAUUUGCCUGAAGAUUCCACUGGAAACUCCUCACCGACCUGCCUCUCAAAAUGUGAAAGAUGCAUCCAGAGGGAAAAUAAGAACCAUGCUUGAAGAGGCCCUGUCUAAGGUAGCAUCUGAGAUUGGGGAGAAAGUGCAUGUAUCUAUACGUGAUUACAUCAAGGUUGCUGCAGAGGUGGAGUAUGAGAUGUUCAGAAAGCUGGGUCCUUGCGUUGGGAAUCAAAAGCUCAAGUAUAGGUCCAUUCUGUUCAACCUCAGGGAUCCAAAGAAUCCAGAUUUGAGGAGAAGAGUUGUUUGUGGAGAAAUCAAGCCUGCUGAUCUCCUUAACGUGAAAAGUGAAGAGUUAGCCAACAAUCAAAUCAAAUUUGAGAUCAGUCAAAUAAAAGAAAAGGCUGGACUUAGAGAACAAGCUUUGCUGCAGUAA
Carica papaya (papaya) is the source of this 873-nucleotide messenger RNA. Lineage: Eukaryota; Viridiplantae; Streptophyta; Magnoliopsida; Brassicales; Caricaceae. The record is from RefSeq and is a predicted model, not a curated record.